UAGCGAGCGUCCCCUAAUUUAAACCUGGCAAGCGAAGGGUGUAGAGAGAGAGGGUCGGGGGUGAAGUGCGCCAGAGAGAGAUGGCCGGAAAAGCUGGAACGACUCCAAUCACGUACUCACCGUCGCCGACAACGCAGUAUAAGAAGAAAACGCCCAUUUUCAGAGACGUCGAUUGGGUUCGUCCCGACGGUCGUGGCUUUCACGAGUGCAGGCCUGCCUUUCUGAGGACUGGUGCUGCGAAUGCCGCUUCAGGUUCUGCAUAUGCAGAGUUUGGAAAUACCAAGGUCAUUGUCUCUGUAUUUGGGCCAAGGGAAAGUAAGAAAGCAAUGAUGUACAGUGAUCUAGGGCGGCUAAAUUGUGAUGUCAGUUAUACAACUUUUGCCACCCCCGUUCGUGGACAGGUAUCGGACAACAAAGAGUUCUCUUCAAUGCUACAUAAAGCUUUGGAGGGUGCGAUAAUACUGGAUAGUUUCCCUAAGACAACUGUUGAUGUUUUUGCAUUGGUGUUGGAAUCUGGUGGCAGUGAUCUUCCCGUGGUGAUAUCCUGUGCUAGUCUUGCUCUGGCAGAUGCAGGGAUUUUGAUGUAUGACUUGGUUGCCUCAGUUUCUGUGUCUUGCCUCGGGAAGAAUCUUCUCAUUGAUCCUAUCUCAGAAGAAGAAGGCAACCAAGACGGAAGCCUAAUGAUUACUUGUAUGCCUUCGCGUAAUGAGGUUACCCAGCUGACUAUAGCAGGAGAAUGGUCAACCCCAAAGAUUCAUGAGGCAAUGGAGCUAUGCCUUGAUGCUUGCUCCAAGCUCGGGAAGAUCAUGAGGUCAUGCUUGAAGGAAACUGCUUCUGCUUCGCAGGAAUAGGGUGAUAGUUUUUUUUUUUUUUUUUUUUUUUUUUUUCAUUAGUGCAGAUCACAGAAUUAGCUAUUGAGUUUCGUUUCCUUAAAACCAAGUUCCCGUAUAUCAUACAUUCUUGUGUUUUUUUGUUUUUUUAAUUUUGUAAUUGGUUUGGCCAGAAUUUUGCUCAUUGUAUCCAAUGAAGUUCUGAUGGCUGCUUCAUCGUUUGAAUCUCCAGCCUAUUUACUUUUGAA
This is a messenger RNA of Cornus florida, 1078 nucleotides long. RefSeq names its product exosome complex component RRP41-like. Gene Ontology annotation, cellular component: cytoplasmic exosome (RNase complex); nucleolus; nuclear exosome (RNase complex). Lineage: Eukaryota; Viridiplantae; Streptophyta; Magnoliopsida; Cornales; Cornaceae. The record is from RefSeq and is a predicted model, not a curated record. Gene Ontology annotation, biological process: rRNA catabolic process; poly(A)-dependent snoRNA 3'-end processing; nuclear mRNA surveillance. The transcript is spliced from 7 exons. The coding region runs from base 81 to 851 and encodes 256 amino acids.